AUGGCCUCCUCUGAUCUGCUCACAGGGACCGUGUGGGCUCAGCAGAUCAUCGUCUCCAUCUACAAGUUGUCCGUGGGUCUGGAGGAGAGUCAGAACAACAUGACGCAGAUGCCGUGGCUGGAGUUUGAGGCUCUGAAGAUGGACCACUCCAAACGACCAUCUCCUCGACUCUACUCCUCCCACCUGCCCCCAGCUCUCAUGCCCCCGGGUCUGAAGGAGGGGAAGGGGAAGAUUGUGCACGUAAUGAGGAAUCCCAAAGACAACAUGGUGUCGUAUUUCCACUUCAGCACCUCCUAUUCUGACCUCCCCACUCCCAAAAGCUUUGACCACUUCAUAGAGGAUUACCUAACGGGAAACGUCAUGGGAGCUUCGUCGUGGUUCGAUCACAUCCAGCAGUGGUACUGGCCCGGUGAAAAGUACGACAUCCUGCAUCUGACCUACGAGCAAAUGAUAAAGGAUCUGAGAGGAGCGGUCGUGAGAAUCUGUAAAUUCUUGGGCCAAAAUCUCAGCGACGCAGCCAUCGACGAAGUUGUGGAAAAGUCCAGUUUCAAGUCGAUGAAGAACAACUCCAAAGCCAACUACAAGUUUGUCGGAGAUCGGCUCAAGGGAGACUUCCUGCGCAAAGGAAACAUCGGAGACUGGAAGAACGUCCUGACGCCGGCUCAGAGCGACCGAGUGGAUCAGCUGAUCAAGGAGAAACUGGGAGACCUCGACAUCACCUUUACCUUCGAAUAA
Molecule: messenger RNA, 735 nt
Organism: Knipowitschia caucasica
Lineage: Eukaryota; Metazoa; Chordata; Actinopteri; Gobiiformes; Gobiidae
Source: the annotation of a GenBank genome assembly